UUCUAUUAAUUCAUUAUGGCUUCAUCUGAAAAGAUUGAGAAGCCCAAUCUCAAAGAUGGAACACAAUCUUUAUCUGGUGAAGAAGUGGUCAUUAGUGGCAUCUCAGGAGUGUUUCCAAAUUCGGAUAGUGUGGUGGAUUUCAUGAACAAUCUUUAUGAUAAGGUUGAUAUGGUAACGAGUGCAGAUAACAAAUGGAAUUUCAAUGAUCCCGACCUACCAAGACACGUUGGACAAAUAAAUGGCAUGGAUAAAUUUGAUGCACAAUUCUUUGGAGUGACCUUCCAGUUAGCAUGUGUAUUAGAACCCAUGGGACGGAAACUUUUGGAACACACAUAUGGAGCGUUUUUAGAUGCAGGUGUAAAUCCACAAGCCAUCCGCGGUAAAAAAGUUGGUGUAUUCAUAGGUACGUCGUAUACAGACCAAAGUACAAAUAUAAUGUACAACGUGAACAGGCGAAGUGACUUCGUCAUCAAUGGGGGCAGCAAGUCCAUGUUAGCUAAUCGUAUAUCUUAUUGGAUAGAUGGUAAAGGUCCAUCCUUUUGCGUGGACUAUGGCUGUGCCGGUUCUUCGGCUUGCCUUGAAAUGGCUUACCGAGCUAUAAAAUCAGGAGAUUGUGAUGCCGCUGUUGUUGGAGGAUGCAGUUAUACUACACAUCCAUGUAUUACACUAAAUAUGAGAAAAGCUGGACUACUAUGUUUGGACGGGAAAACCAAAUGUUUUGACAAAAAUGCCGAUGGCUAUGUGAGGGCAGAUGCUGUCAACGUAUUAUUUUUACAAAAAGCAAAAGACGCUCACAGAAUCUACGCACAAGUUUACCAUGCCAAAGGAAAUUAUCAGUCGAGGCCCGAUGCAGGAUUCCUAUACAAUCGUGCAAGUGAAGAUAUUGAAAACUUCUUUAACGAGUUUUACUCUGAAACUGAUGUUGAGCCAAAGAAAAUUGAAUAUAUUGAAGCGAAUGCUGUUGCACUCCCGGAAGCAGAUGCAGUUGAAUUAAAUGCAAUUGGAAAUACAUUUGCUAAAAACACUACAGUUAAAGUAGGAAGCGUUAAGUCUAAUAUGGGACACAGUGAAGCUGCUUCUGGAGUCGUUGCACUUACUAAGCUUUGUCUAGCGUAUCACAAAGGGAAAUUACCAGCAAACCUGCAUUACAAUGAGCCUCAAGAUCAAAUACCAGCUAUACGUGAUGGAAGGAUCAAAGUUUUAGAUGACCACGCUGACUUUGACAGAGGUUUUACUGCUAUCAACAAUUUUUCAUACGGUGGUGCCAAUUACCAUGUCGUCUUAAAGGGGCAUCAUAAGGAAAAGAACCUUAACAAAUACAAGUCACAAAUCCCACACCUAGUUCUGGCUUCCGGAAGACAGGAGUCGUGCGUGCAAAAGAUUAUAGAUAUCAUGAAGAGUCACCCCAUUGAUCCCGAGGAAAUUGGACUUCUUCACAAAGUUUACGAGCACGACGUGGCUGGACAUACUGGAAGAGGGUAUACGAUACUCGGCCAAAACGAAAACAAUGAGACUAUAAGUAUAGGUGAGAGUGUGGACUAUUAUCCCGGGGUAAAGCGCCCUCUUUGGUUCGUAUACAGCGGAAUGGGAUCCCAAUGGGCGGGGAUGGGAGCUGAUCUUAUGAAGAUACCUGUAUUCGCAGCUGCUAUACACAAAUGUCACAAAGUAUUGGAACCUAAAGGCGUGGAUCUCAUAAGGAUAGUAACAGAGCGAGACAAUUCUAUAUUCGACAAUAUUCUGUACGCGUUCGUUGGCAUUGGAGCAAUACAAAUUGGACUGACUGAUGUCAUUAAGGCAAUGGGAGUUGUUCCUGAUUAUAUAAUUGGUCACAGUUUAGGAGAAAUGGCUUGCGCAUACCACGAUGAUACCUUCACAGCUGAGGAGUUAAUUCUAGCAACGUACAGUCGAGGAAAAGUGUGCUUAGAAACAGAACUUAUUAAGGGAUCCAUGGCUGCUGUCGGUAUAGGAUAUAAUGCGAUCGUUCAUCAAUGUCCUCCAGAAAUCGACAUAGCUUGUCACAACAGCUCUGACUCUACAACUAUAUCAGGCCCAGCGGAGAAAAUGACAGAAUUCGUUGGAGAGCUAACCAAACAGGGAAUAUUUGCCAAGGAGGUCCCUUGUGCCAAUAUUGCGUACCAUUCAAGAUAUAUCGCACAUUGUGGUCCUGAACUACUCAAAAAUUUGCGUGAGAUAAUCAAAAAGCCCAAGAAGCGAAGCAGUAAAUGGAUAUCAACGUCUGUACCACAAAGUCAGUGGGAUGAACCCAACGCCGUGUAUUCUUCGGCGGAAUACCAUACUAACAACUUGUUGAAACCGGUGCUCUUUGAGGAAGCAGGAAAACUGAUACCUGAUAACGCUGUGGUCAUAGAAAUUGCACCUCACGGGCUACUCCAGGCAAUCUUGAAGAGGUCUCAUAGCAAAUGCACACUUAUUCCGCUAACGAGACGAGGUACCAACGACAGUGUGAAAUUCUUAUUAGACGCUAUUGGAAAAAUGUAUCAAGCGGGCAUAAACCCGAAGGUAGAUGCCCUGUACCCGAAGAUUGAAUUCCCAGUGUCAACAACAACGCCACUUCUAUCUCACUACGUCGAGUGGGAACACAGCGAGGACUGGCCACGAUUGACAUUCGAUAAAUUGGAUCACUAUGUUGCCACAUCGCGAGACUUUCCUCUCUCGAUACAUGAUGAUGACUACAAAUUCUUGGAAGGACAUGUAAGAAAUGAUUUGACAGUUCUUCCCGAAUCAGCUUUAUUGGUGCUUGUAUGGGAAACCCUGGCGAUGAGUUUAGGUGUGAACUAUAGGGAACAGUCAGUCAUUUUCAGAAAUAUCACUUUCUACUGCGAAGCUAUCAUCAAUCCUGAUGUUCCUUUGAACCUUACGAUUGCCAUUAAUAGGGGCAGUGAGACAUUUGAGGUCAGCCAAAAUGAUAAACCCAUAGCAAGUGGUGAAGUAAACUUUGUAAAAGUUCUUCAUUACAUCCCGGUAAAGGAAUCACCUAAAGACAUUGAUGAAGAGAUUACAUUGACUAAAGAAGACGUCUACAGGAUAUUACGUUCCAGAGGAUAUUCUUAUAAGGAUAAGUUCCAGUCCAUUCAAUCGACGAAUUUGGACCGAAAUGAAGCUUUAAUUCAAUGGGACAAGAACUGGAUUACUUUCUUAGACUCGUUAAUACAAUUGAAGGCAGUAGCAAGGAAAUAUGACGGAGUGUCGACACCCAAAUUCAUUAGGCAACUAAGAAUCAGUAUGGUGGAGCAAGAAACUUCGAACAUUGAAGAAUUGAAUGGGGUCAGCUGUUAUCCUGCGAAGUAUAAUGAGUUAUUGGGAGUUGUGAGAUGUGCUGGAGUUGAGUUAGUGGGUGUGACAUUCGUAGACAAACCUAUAAUUGAGAACCAACCAGAUGUUUUGGUCUCUAAAGAAUUUUAUCCACAUUAUGCAACAAGCAAUGUCGAUUUGAAAACAGCUCUUCUAUUAAAUCUCCAAGUCGUAGCCGAAAACUCAACUAAAAACUCGAUUCGAGUAACACAGAUCGUGACAUCAAACAAAAACCUAAGUUGUUUGAUUGCUGAGAUAUCUGACAAUGUCCCAAAUGUUCAGAUCGAUGUUGCUUCAGUUAUAGAUGUCGCUGUUCUAGAAGCAGCUAUUGUUCAGAAUACCGAUCCCGAGAAAGCUAAUGUCUUUGUCAUUGAAAAUCUCUUAAUUGAUGAAAAGAAAUUGGAGACUCUACGAAAUCUUUCAAAAGACAGUUUUGUUUUGGCCUUAGAGAAUGAAGUGCCAAAACUUCAAGGAGUUAUGAAGGAGCUUUUCAGCGUUGUAACAUCCAUGUCAGAUGGAAAGCAAAUAUUAAUAUUAUUGAAACGGCAGAAUCCUAAGGAUGUUACUUACAUUUCCGUAAAUUGUGAUAAUAAAUUGGAUUGGGUGUCGCGCGUGUAUGAUGAGCUUAAUAAGACGAAGCGAGUGGUGUUAGUGUCUGAGAGACAGCCAUAUUGUGGGGCCUUAGGUUUUGUCCAGAAAUUGAGAAGCAAUGGAGUGGAGAAUAUAGGGUUGGUUGCUAUUGAUGACUUCCAUGCACCUGAUUUUAGUGCUAAACAUUCUGUGUACAAGAUCCAAUUAGAGAAAAAUCUAGCUGUUAACAUUUUAAAAAAGGGUGAAUGGGGAGGUCUUUACUACAGCCCAGUUUCAACCUCAGCCAAGCUUAAAAAUGUGACACUGACUAGUCAAACUGGUGAUUUGGAUGACCUGACCUGGAUUGAAGCCCCAACUCUUUCCGCCAGUAAAAACGUUGUACAGGUUUCAUACGCAGGAAUUUCAUUAAAGGAUUCAGAGAUAGCAAUCAGUAGUAUUAAAAGGCAAGAAAAACUUGGAAUGGAUUACAGCGGUAUUGAUGCUGAUGGCGAUAGAGUCAUGGGUUUAGUAUCUGGAGGGGCAUUGGGAAGCACCGUAGAGGCUGACCCUGAUUUCCUAUGGCCAGUUCCGGACCAUUGGAGUCUACAAGACGCCGCCACUGUUCCUCUGCCCUACGCUAUUGCCUAUUACUGCUUGACGAUCAAGAGCCAAUUGUUUAAGAAUCAAAGGGUUUACGUGACGGGUGGAGCGGGAGCAUUAGGACAAGCAGUGAUUGCUAUAUGUCUGUCCCUAGACUGUACCGUAUUCACAUCUGUUAGCAGUAUGAGUAAGAAGAAGAUGUUGCUUCGUUUGUUCCCCAAGUUAGACGAAAACAAUAUUUGCCACGCUAGGAACGACUCAUUCUUGAGUAUUCUUAAAAAUAGUGCGAAAAAUAUUGAUUGCGAUUUUGUGAUAAACUGUGCAAGUGGGCCGUUGAGAGAGGUGGCAAUGCACUGCGUUGAUCAUUCCGGAUUAUAUUUGGACCUUGCUUCGUAUGAUAACUAUGAAAACAAAGGUUUUGGAAUGUCCUACUUAGCUAAAGAGCGGUCGUACCUAUGUGUUGAUUUUUCAAGUAUAUUCAGGCCCGAAAACGUUGAAGAAAAGAAGUACCUCCAACGAACAAUCGCCGAGGGGAUUGCAAAAGGCACAGUGAGGCCAAUUAGUCGUGUGGAAUAUUCACCUAUUGAAAUCACAAAGGCCUUCCGACUUCUUUCAUCGAGCAAACACGUGGGAAAAGUUUUAAUAAGAAUGAGGAGUCCGGAGAUUUUGACGCAAGGGUUCAACGUCAUUCCUCGAAUAAGCUAUGAUCCUAAAGGUGUGUAUGUAGUGAUAUGCGACGAAACUGGAUUAGGCGUUGAGUUGGCUGAUAGACUGAUCAAGAAAGGAGCUAGAAAAAUUGUACUGCAUUCAAAAUCUAAAGUCAGUGGGUAUUGGCAGUCUAAAUUUGUAUUGUGGAACGAAAACAAUGUUGCAAUAAAAAUAUCUACGGACAACCUUCAAACACAGCAAGGAUGUACGAAAAUGAUAAUGGAUGCGGCAAAAGUUGGACCUGUUAAAGGAAUAUUUGUUGUUCCUGAUAUUGAGACAAAAACUAAUGAUAAGGCCGAAGAUUUUGUCAUCAAAUACAAUAAGACCGUUAACGCAGUUAUUAACUUGAGUAUGACGUCUAAAACCUAUUGCAAUGAUCUAAGUCACUUCGUCAUCGUAGCCACUCCUUCAAAUAGCGCGAGCAGCGAAUUCGUUUUCUCAGUAUUAGAAAAAAUAUUAAAAGGAAGAUCUGAAACUGGUUUCCCAGCACUAUUUGUGCGUACUGCUCUUCAAAAACCAAAUCCAGAAGAAAUACUAAACCGUAGUUCGCUGUCGGUUCUUUUCAAUGCAAUGGAGACCAGUUUGAAAUUAAAAUACAAGAACGUUUUGUUCUACAACCUAAAGAAACACAACGACAGGGACUACUUGAAGAAGCUUGCUAAUAUUUUAGGUGUAACAAAUAUCAACAAAUACCUGGAUUAUUCUGUUGAUCGAAUGCUCAAUGAAGUGAACUUGGAAGAGAUACAAACCCUUAUCAGGAACUCAUAUGAAAUCGACUUCCCUACAGACAAAAUCCAACGAAUGACCGUCGAAAGCCUCAUAAAAGUAGGAGAAAGCAGAACAAAGAUACCCCAGGCUGUCAGUGGUUUAGCUACUUUCUACUCAACUAUUGACGAUGAAGAAGAUAUCAUCACAGCGCACACUAUAAUUCCAAUGAAAACUCUAGUGAACCCAGGAGCUGAGACUGACUUGGAUCCCAACGAAACGUAUGUGACCCUGAUACCUGGCUUCGAAGGGCGAUACCAAAUAUUUAAUUCGGCUGCAGAGGGAUUGAAGGCCCAAGCUGUAGCUGUUCAGAUGCCCGCAGACUUUGAGGGCAAUAGCAUACCCGAAAUAGCUGCGGAAAUACGUAAAUUUAUGAAGACCAAGUUUGAGACGAAAUCCAAGUUUUACCUACUGGGGUAUUCGUUUGGAGUCAAUAUUGCCUUGGAACUGGCAGCACUCUUGGAGAAAGAAGGACACAUUGGAGUCGUGUAUUGUUUGGACAGCAGCCCUGAUGCAUUGAAAAUACAACUGAAGUCACAUUUAGGGGACUUGACUCAUUCAGAACUGGAGAGCGUUGUUCUCAAUCAUGUGUAUGAGCUUAUAGCUGGUCAGGCUUCAGAGGAACUGCAACAAUAUUUGAGCCAAGAAAAUGAUUGGUCGAGUAAAGUGAACGCUUGUAUUUACAAACUGAGAGGACUCACCAACUAUUCGCACCAGUACAAACUAUCGUUACUCAAUUCGACGUUAAAUAAGAUCCUGUUAGCGAAGGAUUACAAGCCUGAGAUCAAACUCGAGUCAGAAAUUGUUCUCAUUAGGGGCGUUCCUCAUCCGAAAUCUGAGGAUCUCGGUGAAGAUUACAACUUAUCGAAGUACUCCACACAACCCGUGAAGAUUUUCAGUAUAACUGCUGACCACUCUUCAGCACCUUACGAUUCCAGAGUAACCAACAUUGUCAACAAAAUGUUAGAUUCAUCUCUUAUUGAAGAAUUUAAAAAGAAGAACCUCUGUUAUACUUACGAAUUAAAUUAAGUUUUAUUUAUAGCGACAUACUUUAAGAUACGGCCAUAAAUAAAUUAUUAAAAACAA
Molecule: messenger RNA, 7041 nt
Organism: Trichoplusia ni (cabbage looper)
Lineage: Eukaryota; Metazoa; Arthropoda; Insecta; Lepidoptera; Noctuidae
Product: fatty acid synthase-like
Exons: 40
Coding region: 16-6984 (2322 amino acids)
Biological process (GO): fatty acid biosynthetic process
Molecular function (GO): oxidoreductase activity; fatty acid synthase activity
Source: RefSeq, a predicted model, not a curated record